Messenger RNA from Leishmania braziliensis MHOM/BR/75/M2904, 909 nucleotides. RefSeq lists its product as hypothetical. The transcript has a single exon. Lineage: Eukaryota; Euglenozoa; Kinetoplastea; Trypanosomatida; Trypanosomatidae. The coding region runs from base 1 to 909 and encodes 302 amino acids. The record is from RefSeq and is a predicted model, not a curated record.
AUGAUUCCCAAUGGCGAAGCGAAGUGGAGUGGCACCCGUCCACAACAUGCAGCGCCGUCUUAUCAGGAGCUAAUGGAGCGCAUUCAUUUCAAUCGAAAGCUCGCACACCUCAGCUCAUCGGCGCGGCGGCGCGUCGGCGCCCCGAUACCAUCGGAUUCAGAGGUUCAAGCGGUCUACGCAGCACGCAAAGCAGCUACAGCUCACCAGCACGAAGAGAUGUUGCAGGGAGACCGGAAUCGCCGCAGGGUUGUGUCAUUUCGGUACUAUGAUGCCUUGAUGGCCGCCUCGACGGACAACUCCUUUCAGGAAGCGCAGCCACUGAGUGAUGUGGGUGCUCGACGCACUGUUCUUAGGCCACUCAAGAAGCUAGUGGGGAUCUUAGCUACGCGGCAGCGCUUUUCAAGUCUCCUGCGCUCUGCCAGCGAGACGAGGGAGCCGCUAAACACCGAUCAAGCUUUCCUAAAGGUUGCGGCGGAGUCUGUGCCUGCCUCUCCCUCCCCGUUACCCAACAUAAGCACGCUGCUACGCGGAAUUACCCUGCCUGACGUGGCUGCGUUCCGGCAACUCGUCAGUGUUGCUCCCGCUGAUUUACCCUACGGAUUUGUCGAAGCGCCGAGAUCCUGCCCAUUGCACGAGCCGUUUGCCUUUCAGCUCUACCGCUUUACCCCAGUGCCGAUGCCGGAGUUUGUAUUGGAUGUUGCAGCACAGUCAAGCAAGGAGGUUCGACGAGGUGAUGGCGAGAGUCUGUUCGCCCAGCAAGGGGAUUGUGUCCCAACGAUGAUGACCGUUCAGCCGUCUUCGGGUGUGGCGAACGACUCACGCUACACGCCUUGUUACACGAGCGCGCGAUCUGUGAAAGGAGCCACGCUGACACGGAGUCCUACGGACGCUGCUCCGACCACAGGCUAG